AUGGGGGCUCGCCGGCGCCUGGCGCUCCUGGCGCUCGCCGUGGCCCUCGCCGCGGCGGCGGCCACCACGGGCCACGCCGGCGUGACCAGCGCGUACCGGCGCAAGCUGGAGGCCACCGCCGACAUGCCGUUCGACGCCGACGUCUUCCGCGUGCCGCCGGGCUACAAUGCCCCCCAGCAGGUGCACAUCACGCUGGGCGACCAGACGGGCACGGCGAUGACGGUGUCGUGGGUGACGGCGAGCGAGCUGGGCAACGGCACGGUGAGGUACGGCCCGUCGCCGGACAAGAUGGAGAUGUCGGCGCAAGGCACGCACACGCGCUACGACUACUUCAACUACACCUCCGGCUUCAUCCACCACUGCGUCCUCAGGAACCUCAAGCAUGGCGUGAAGUACUACUACGCGAUGGGGUUCGGCCACACGGUGCGGACCUUCUCCUUCACCGCCCCUCCCAAGCCCGGCCCCGACGUGCCCUUCAAGUUCGGACUCAUCGGUGACCUGGGGCAGACGUUCGACUCCAACAGCACGCUGUCGCACUACGAGGCCAACGGCGGCGACGCGGUGCUCUUCGUGGGCGACCUCUCGUACGCGGACGCGUACCCGCUGCACGACAACCGGCGCUGGGACAGCUGGGCGCGCUUCGUGGAGCGCAGCGUGGCGUACCAGCCCUGGAUCUGGACCGCCGGCAACCACGAGCUGGACUACGCGCCGGAGAUCGGCGAGACGGUGCCCUUCAAGCCCUUCACCCACCGCUACCGCACGCCGUACCGCGCCGCCGCCAGCACGGAGCCCCUCUGGUACUCGGUCAAGAUCGCCUCCGCCCACAUCAUCGUGCUCUCCUCCUACUCCUCCUACGGCAAGUACACGCCGCAGUGGACGUGGCUGUCCGACGAGCUGGCCCGCGUCGACCGCAAGGCCACGCCGUGGCUCAUCCUGCUCAUGCACUCGCCAUGGUACAACAGCAACAACUACCACUACAUGGAGGGGGAGACGAUGCGGGUGCAGUUCGAGAGCUGGCUCGUCGCCGCCAAGGUCGACCUCGUCCUCGCCGGCCACGUCCACUCCUACGAGCGCAGCCGCCGCUUCUCCAACGUCGCCUACAACAUCGUCAACGGCAAGGCCACGCCCGUGCGCGACAUGGACGCGCCCGUCUACGUCACCAUCGGCGACGGCGGCAACAUCGAGGGCAUCGCCAACAAAGCUUCACGGAGCCGCAGCCGUCCUACUCGGCGUUCAGGGAGGCGAGCUUCGGGCACGCCACGCUGGAGAUCAAGAACCGGACGCACGCCUACUACGCGUGGCACCGCAACCACGACGGCGCCAAGGCCACAGCCGACUCCGUCUGGCUCACCAACAGACACCACCUCCCCACCGACGACUCCAAGUGAUCAUCUCAUCUCCGAAGCAAUGUCGUGGGAGGGAGGGGAUCCGUUUUAG
Triticum turgidum subsp. durum (durum wheat) is the source of this 1437-nucleotide messenger RNA. NCBI's taxonomy places the organism in Eukaryota, Viridiplantae, Streptophyta, Magnoliopsida, Poales, Poaceae. The record is from the annotation of a GenBank genome assembly.